This is a messenger RNA of Antrostomus carolinensis (chuck-will's-widow), 3889 nucleotides long. Its product is annotated as acetyl-CoA carboxylase. Gene Ontology annotation, cellular component: mitochondrion. NCBI's taxonomy places the organism in Eukaryota, Metazoa, Chordata, Aves, Caprimulgiformes, Caprimulgidae. Gene Ontology annotation, molecular function: acetyl-CoA carboxylase activity; ATP binding. The transcript is spliced from 29 exons. The annotation marks the transcript as partial. Gene Ontology annotation, biological process: fatty acid biosynthetic process. The record is from RefSeq and is a predicted model, not a curated record.
GACCAGCUCUGUGGCCGUGACCCCACCUUGACAGAUGAGCUCAUUAAUAUUCUGACAGAGCUGACCCAGCUCAGCAAGACAACCAACGCUAAAGUGGCUCUGCGAGCACGGCAGGUUCUCAUUGCUUCCCAUUUGCCAUCCUACGAGCUGCGUCACAACCAGGUGGAGUCCAUCUUCCUGUCUGCCAUUGACAUGUAUGGACACCAGUUCUGCAUUGAGAACCUGCAGAAACUCAUUUUGUCUGAGACAUCCAUCUUUGAUGUGCUACCCAACUUUUUCUACCACAGUAACCAGGUGGUAAGAAUGGCAGCUUUGGAGGUGUACGUUCGAAGGGCGUAUAUUGCCUAUGAGUUAAACAGUGUCCAGCAUCGCCAGCUGAAGGACAACACCUGUGUGGUGGAGUUCCAGUUCAUGCUCCCUACCUCCCAUCCAAACAGAAUGUCCUUCUCUUCCAACCUCAAUCACUACGGGAUGGUCCAUGUAGCUAGUGUGAGUGAUGUGCUGCUAGACAAUUCAUUCACCCCGCCGUGCCAGCGCAUGGGUGGAAUGGUUUCCUUCCGCACCUUCGAGGAUUUUGUCAGAAUCUUUGAUGAAGUGAUGGGUUGCUUCUGCGACUCUCCUCCCCAGAGCCCAACCUUCCCCGAAGCUGGCCAUGCUUCCUUGUAUGAUGAAGACAAGGCAGCCCGUGAGGAGCCCAUUCACAUUCUUAAUGUUGCUAUUAAAACAGACAGUGACGUUGAUGAUGAUGGGCUGGCAGCCAUGUUCAGGGAGUUCACGCAGAGCAAGAAAUCAGUCCUGAUUGAACACGGGAUUCGGAGGCUGACUUUCCUUGUAGCACAGAAGAGGGAGUUUCCAAAGUUCUUCACGUUCCGUGCCCGGGAUAAGUUUGAGGAAGACAGGAUUUACCGUCAUCUGGAGCCAGCUCUGGCUUUUCAGCUGGAGUUGAACCGCAUGCGGAACUUUGAUCUCACUGCCAUCCCUUGUGCCAAUCACAAAAUGCAUCUCUACCUGGGAGCAGCUAAAGUUGAAGUGGGAACAGAGGUGACAGACUACAGGUUCUUUGUGAGAGCGAUCAUAAGGCACUCGGAUCUGGUUACAAAGGAAGCCUCCUUUGAGUAUCUGCAAAAUGAGGGAGAGCGAUUGCUUUUGGAAGCCAUGGAUGAGCUGGAGGUGGCGUUUAAUAAUACCAACGUGCGCACCGACUGCAAUCACAUCUUCUUAAAUUUCGUGCCUACCGUCAUCAUGGACCCAUCUAAGAUCGAAGAAUCCGUGCGGAGCAUGGUGAUGCGCUACGGGAGCCGCCUCUGGAAACUCCGUGUCCUCCAAGCUGAGCUGAAGAUCAACAUUCGUUUGACACCAACUGGGAAGGCAAUUCCCAUUCGUCUCUUCUUGACCAAUGAGUCUGGCUACUAUUUGGACAUCAGCCUCUACAAAGAGGUGACAGACUCCAGAACAGGACAGAUCAUGUUCCAGGCAUACGGGGAUAAACAGGGACCGCUUCAUGGGAUGCUGAUCAACACCCCGUAUGUGACCAAAGACCUGCUUCAGUCCAAGAGAUUCCAGGCACAAUCUUUAGGGACAUCAUAUGUCUAUGACAUUCCUGAGAUGUUUCGGCAGUCUUUGAUUAAACUCUGGGACUCUAUGAAUGAAUAUGCAUUAGCCCCGCCGCUGCCUUCUGACAUCCUAACGUACACUGAAUUGGUGCUGGAUGAUCAGGGCCAACUCGUGCACAUGAACAGGCUGCCGGGAGGAAAUGAGAUUGGGAUGGUGGCCUGGAAGAUGACUCUGAAGACCCCCGAGUAUCCAGAAGGCCGUGAUAUCAUUGUCAUUGGCAAUGACAUUACAUACCGAAUAGGUUCCUUUGGGCCUCAGGAGGACGUGCUGUUCCUGAGGGCUUCAGAGCUUGCUCGAACGCACGGCAUCCCCCGUAUCUAUGUGGCUGCCAACAGUGGAGCCAGGAUUGGUUUGGCUGAGGAAAUUCGGCACAUGUUCCACGUAGCUUGGGAAGACCCAGAUGACCCGUACAAGGGUUACAAGUACUUGUACCUGACUCCUCAAGACUAUAAGAAAGUCAGUGCCCUGAACUCAGUUCACUGUGAACACGUGGAGGACAAUGGAGAGUCCAGGUAUAAGAUAACAGAUAUUAUCGGAAAGGAAGAUGGACUUGGAAUAGAGAACCUCCGAGGAUCUGGCAUGAUUGCUGGAGAAUCAUCUUUAGCCUAUGAGAGUAUUAUCACCAUCAACUUGGUUACGUGUCGAGCAAUUGGAAUUGGGGCUUACCUUGUUCGGCUGGGGCAGAGGACUAUCCAGGUUGAGAACUCUCAUAUAAUCCUGACUGGCUGUGGAGCCCUCAACAAAGUGCUCGGACGAGAAGUUUAUACCUCCAACAACCAGCUGGGUGGGAUCCAGAUAAUGCACAACAACGGUGUGACACACAGCACUGUGUGUGAUGAUUUUGAAGGAGUCUACACUAUUCUGCAGUGGCUUUCCUACAUGCCAAAGAGUGUAUACAGCCCUGUUCCUAUCCUCAAAGUCAAGGAUCCUAUAGACAGAACCAUAGAUUUUGUUCCUACCAAGACUCCCUAUGAUCCUCGCUGGAUGCUGGCUGGACGCCCAAAUCCAAGUCAAAAAGGACAAUGGCUAAGUGGUUUCUUUGACAAUGGCUCGUUCGUGGAGAUCAUGCAGCCCUGGGCGCAGACAGUUGUGGUUGGUAGAGCAAGGCUGGGAGGAAUACCUGUAGGAGUAGUUGCCGUAGAAACGAGAACGGUGGAGCUCAGCAUCCCUGCUGAUCCUGCAAACCUGGACUCGGAGGCCAAGAUAAUCCAGCAGGCUGGUCAGGUCUGGUUCCCUGACUCUGCCUUCAAGACUGCGCAGGCGAUCAAUGACUUUAACAGAGAAGGGCUGCCUCUGAUGGUCUUUGCUAACUGGAGAGGCUUCUCUGGAGGAAUGAAAGACAUGUAUGACCAAGUGCUCAAGUUUGGUGCCUACAUUGUGGAUGGCCUGAGAGAGUAUCGUCAACCCGUGCUUAUUUACAUCCCACCGCAGGCGGAGCUGAGAGGAGGAUCCUGGGCUGUGAUCGACCCCACCAUUAACCCUCGCCACAUGGAGAUGUACGCAGACCGAGAGAGCAGAGGAGGAAUCCUGGAACCAGAGGGGACGGUAGAAAUCAAGUUCCGCAGGAAGGAUCUGGUGAAGACCAUGAGGCGAGUGGACCCCGUGUACAUCCGCCUGGCAGAGCGGCUGGGUACCCCCGAGCUGAGCCCUGCUGACCGCAAAGAGCUGGAGAGCAAGCUGAAGGAGCGGGAGGAAUUCCUGAGUCCCAUUUACCACCAGGUAGCCAUGCAGUUUGCUGACUUGCACGACACCCCCGGCCGGAUGCAGGAGAAAGGUGCCAUAACCGACAUUCUAGACUGGAAAACUUCCCGUACCUUCUUCUACUGGAGAUUAAGACGUCUUCUUCUAGAAGAUGUGGUCAAAAAGAAGAUCCAUGAUGCCAACCCUGAGCUGACUGAUGGGCAGAUCCAGGCUAUGCUGAGACGCUGGUUUGUGGAAGUUGAAGGGACAGUGAAGGCGUAUUUGUGGGACAGCAACAAGGACCUGGUGGAGUGGCUGGAAAAACAGCUGACAGAAGAAGAAGGUGUUCGCUCAGUUGUGGAUGAAAACAUCAAAUACAUCUCGAGGGACUACAUCCUGAAACAGAUCCGGAGCCUGGUCCAGGCCAAUCCGGAGGUUGCCAUGGAUUCGAUAGUGCACAUGACCCAGCAUAUAUCACCCACCCAGCGAGCCGAGAUCGUGCGGAUCCUCUCCACAAUGGACUCGCCUUCUUCAACGUAAGAGCAUCGAUUUCCCACACUCCCCCCUGCCUGGUACAGUGGAGGAAAAAAAAAAA